ACAGAUUUCCUCUAAUUUGCAAAAAUGCUACCAGGUAGGAUAAAUGUCUUCUCUGGGAAAACGAGGUCUUUUCAUCAGGCUCUGGAGAAGAUGGCAGAGGAGCAGUUGGUGAUCAAAGAGGAGUUGUUGCUGGGUGUCCCAAUGGAGAAAGUACUGAAUAAUGGCAGUAUCAGGGCUGGCAGUGUUGGAGCAGUUUUGCAGCCAAGGUACCACCCUGGAGCUUCCCUGAGUUUUGCUUAUGUCUUUAUUUCUUUUAAGUGGCAAUUGCCGCAGGAAGAGCCCAGAGGAGGUUCAGCACAGUCAACACGAUCAUUUCGUAACGUGGGAGUCUGAUCUCACCCGUAAGGUGGAGGAGUUUCACCUGGGAUGAUGCUGGGCUGAUGCAGGGCCGGACUCGCGGCUGCUGGGCAAGGUACACUGAUGGGGGAGAGCAGGACCAGGUGGGCACCAAAACCAGCACCAAUCCCCCUCCGAGCAUCUGCAGCAUCCCAGCACUGAGCCUCCAUCCCCGGGGUGAGGAAUCCCCGUAGUAGGGGCUUUGGCUUCCCACCAGACAAGGCACCUUACAGAGAGAGGCUUUCAGCAGGGAGAAAGGAACAAGAAAUCUGGAAACAUCCUGGAAAUAAAGACCACAGCAUGAACCUAAAAAAGUACUUCAUCCGGGCACUGCACCGCCUGCAGAAGGGCCCCGGCUACACCUACAAGGAGCUGCUGGUCUGGUACUGCGACAACACCAACACGCACGGCCCCAAGCGCAUCAUCAAAGAGGGGCCGAAGAAGCAACUCAUCUGGUUCUUCCUAACUUUGCUCUUUGCGUCUCUGGUCUUCUGGCAGUGGGGAAUCCUCAUCAACACUUACCUCUCCUACAACGUCACUUCGUCUCUCUCUAUUGGCUUUAAGACCAUGAAGUUCCCAGCAGUCACAGUCUGCAAUGCCAACCCUUACAAAUACUCGGAGGUGAAGCCUCUGCUGAAAGAGCUGGACCGGCUCAUCGAUGCGGCACUGGAGAGGAUCCUGCAGCCUACGCCGGGCAACAGCAGCGAGAACAUCUUCCCACCGCUCGACCUGGAGCUCUGGUACCAGAUCCCCCUGGUCCUCAUUGACGAGCACGACAAAGACAACCCUGUCAUCCUGGACAUCUUUGAGACCAUCCAGACCACUGGGGGCAUCCAGACCUCUACAGACACCCCAACCUCUGCAGGCAACGAAAGCUUUGUGGACAUGCCAACCUCUGUGGGCAACGAAAGCUUUGUGGACAUCCCAACCUCUGCAGGCAACAAAAGCUUUGUGGACAUGCCAGCCUCUGCGGGCAACGAAAGGUUUGUGGACAUCCCAGCCUCUGCGGGCAACGAAAGGUUUGUGGACAUCCCAGCCUCUGCGGGCAACGAAAGCUUUGUGGACAUGCCACCCUCUGUGGGCAACGAAAGCUUUGUGGGCAACCACACUGCAGGCAACCACACUGCCACUGCACCGACCCCGGCCAACACCACAUUGGAAGAAAAGAAGUACAAGCUGGCGGUGAAGCUGUGCAGCUACCCCGGCUCCGACAACUGCACCUACAGGAACUUCACCAGCGCGGCGCAGGCGGUGACCGAGUGGUACGUCCUGCAGUCCACCAGCAUCCUCGCCAAAGUGCCCCUGGAGGAGAGAAUCAGGAUGGGCUACCAGGCAGAGGACAUGAUCCUGGCCUGUCUCUAUGGCGCUGAACCCUGCAACUACAAGAAUUUCACCCAGAUCUAUCACCCAGACCAUGGUAACUGCUACAUCUUCAACUGGGGCAUGGAUGAAGAGGCUCUAAAUUCCUCCAACCCGGGAGCCGAAUUUGGGCUGAAGUUAAUCCUGGACAUCAGCCAGCAGGACUACAUCCCUUACCUGUCAUCCGCUGCCGGGGCCAGGCUCAUGCUGCACCAACAGAAGAGCUUCCCCUUCCUGAAGGAUCAGGGCAUCUAUGCAAUGGCCGGGACGGAAACCUCCAUCGGGGUGCUGGUGGAUGAACUGGAACGGAUGGGCUACCCCUACAGCGACUGCACCAUGAACGGGUCUGAUGUCCCUGUGAAAAAUCUCUAUAGCCAAUACAACACCUCCUACUCCAUACAGGCUUGCCUGCGCUCCUGCUUCCAGAAUGACAUGAUUGAAAUCUGUGGAUGCGGUCACUAUAUGUUUCCUUUACCUCCAGGGGUAAAUUACUGCAAUAACGAAGAUUACCCAGGCUGGGCAUAUUGCUAUUCAUUACUGAGGUCAAGCAUAAGGCACAGACAGAUCUGUAUUGACUCUUGUAAGGAAACAUGCAACGACACGCAGUACAAGAUGACCAUCUCCAUGGCAGACUGGCCGUCCGAAGCCUCCGAGGACUGGAUUUUCCAUAUUCUGUCUUAUGAAAGGGAUAUGUCAACAAACGUGACUCUGGACAGGAACGGGAUCAUCAAGUUGAACAUCUACUUCCAGGAGUACAACUACCGCACCAUCUCUGAGUCAGCUGCCACGACGAUCGUGUGGCUGCUGUCGAACCUGGGAGGGCAGUUCGGGUUCUGGAUGGGAGGCUCCGUGCUCUGCCUCAUCGAGUUCGGGGAGAUCAUCAUCGACUCGCUGUGGAUCACCAUCAUCAACAUCAUCAGCUGGUGCAAAGGGCUCAAGCAGAGGCGGGCGCAGGCACGGUACCCAGACGCGCCGCCAACAGUGUCGGAGCUGGUGGAGGCUCACACCAACCUGGGCUUCCAGCACGAGGCCGCGGGGACCCUGCCCAGGGACAGGGACGAGGCGCUGCCCCCCGAGCCCGGCACCCCCCCUCCCAACUACGACUCGCUGCGAGUGCAGCCCCUCGAUGUCCUCAGGCCCGACAGCGACACCGAGACCGAGUGAGCAGCGAGUGCACCCAAUACCCCCGUGCGGGCACGUGCUGAGAGACCCUCCUGUCUGCCACAGCCACGAGGGCACCAAACCACCCCGGCUGCCCUCCCCUCCCCAACUGCUCACCGUGAAAAGCUCUGUCCAAUAAACCUGGCCAUGAACCUCA
This is a messenger RNA of Strigops habroptila (Kakapo), 3013 nucleotides long. RefSeq names its product sodium channel epithelial 1 subunit beta (gene SCNN1B). The transcript has 14 exons. Lineage: Eukaryota; Metazoa; Chordata; Aves; Psittaciformes; Psittacidae. Bases 637 to 2859 code for a protein of 740 amino acids. Gene Ontology annotation, biological process: sodium ion transmembrane transport. Gene Ontology annotation, cellular component: membrane. Gene Ontology annotation, molecular function: ligand-gated sodium channel activity. The record is from RefSeq and is a predicted model, not a curated record.